UCGGUGCUUUCACUUCCGCUCUUCCAUCGGAAAUGCUGCCGGCGUCGUCGCCGUCGGUCUCGCUCUCCGCCGCCUCUCUCAGCCUCCGCCUUUUAACCCCUUUAAACCAUCCGUUCUAUCCUCCCGCACAUCGGGCGUUGAACUCCCGUAAUCUCCGCAUCCGCCGCCGGCGCCGUCCCUGCCCCGCGGCCGCCUCUCGUACGACUUCGACACCGUCCUCCGAGGAGGCCGCCGGGCUGCGGCAAUGGGAUACCCUCACAGCCAGGUUCGCCGGGGCUUCCAACAUCCCUUUCCUACUGAUUCAGAUUCCCCAGAUUCUCCUCAACUACAACAACCUCAUCUCCGGCAACAAGGCUGCUCUUCUCGCUGUCCCCUGGCUAGGGAUGCUGACGGGGCUUCUUGGGAACAUGACGUUGCUGUCGUACUUCGCCAAGAAGAAGGAGGUGGAGGCGAUUGUGGUCCAGACGCUGGGUGUCUUGUCGAUCUAUGUCGUCCUAGGGCAGCUCGCGAUGGCCCAGGCCAUGAGCCUUCCGUACUUCGCGGUUAUCUCAGUGCUCGUGGUGUCGGGCCUCGUCUUGAACUUUGUGAACUACUUUGGCUGGCUAAGUGCCGGGCUGUGGCUGGUCUGGGAAGACUUCAUUACGGUUGCUGGGAUCUCUGUUCUUCCUCAGGUGAUGUGGUCGACAUUUGUUCCAUUCCUUCCAAAAAGCAUCUUGCCUGGAGUCAUAUCUUUUGUCAUAGCACUAGGAGCUAUUAUCCUGGCUCGAAUGAGGAAGCUCCCUGAGAAAAUGGUGGCAUUCAUCAGGUCAAUAUCUGCAUGGAUUGCCACUCUAUUGUUUAUGUGGAUGCCAAUUGCACAAAUGUGGACAACUUAUCUCAAUCCAGAUAACAUCAAAGGCUUAUCAGCUUUCACUAUCUUGCUUGGCAUGAUUGGGAAUGGUCUUAUGAUUCCUCGUGCGCUAUUCAUCCGUGACUUGAUAUGGUUCACUGGAGCAUCUUGGGCGUCAUUUCUACAUGGCUGGGGUAAUUUGGCCUGCAUGUACUAUUUCAAGAGUAUCAGUUGGACUUUCUUCCUAGGUGCAACUUUGAGCUUAUAUAUUUGGACAGGAAUAGCACUAUGGAGAGAUGGAAAAGUACAUCAAUACAGUUCGCCACUGAAGUCAUUGCAAGAACUGUUUUCUGCGACUUAACUGGUACUGCUUGGGACCUGACACAGGUUCAUUUACAGCCAUCCAAAAGUCGCAACUCUCUCGCUUCUUAUGCACCGAGCUUUUCAUUUUGUUGUUCCUUUUAACUUUGUCGAUGAUUAUUCCAGUGACUAGAGGAUCAUCUUGCUCAUUGAUGAAAUUUCCUUUUAAGUCCAAAUUGUUCUUGGUUAGCAACCAGAGUUCCAGAUCGACCUUAUUUCUGUGUUCCAUUAAUGCUAUGUGUUGAUUCAAACA
Zingiber officinale is the source of this 1442-nucleotide messenger RNA. RefSeq names its product maltose excess protein 1-like, chloroplastic. Lineage: Eukaryota; Viridiplantae; Streptophyta; Magnoliopsida; Zingiberales; Zingiberaceae. Gene Ontology annotation, molecular function: maltose transmembrane transporter activity. Gene Ontology annotation, cellular component: chloroplast envelope. The transcript has 9 exons. The record is from RefSeq and is a predicted model, not a curated record. Bases 33 to 1190 code for a protein of 385 amino acids.